CUACGUAGUAAAUACCCACAGAGCGCAGGUAAUAGGCUUAGUAGUUCUCAAGAAGUGAAAACUCUCGUUUGGGCUUAUCUUGAUUUGUAUAUCCUCAUGCAUGCACGCACAGACUCAGCGUUUCUGGAACUCUGUCAUGACUUCUCUGACAUCUGCAGACAAACGCGAAAUCGGACAGCACUUCGUGUUUGGCUUCCAUGGCCAUGAGAUCAGCGAGGAUGUCAAGGUCCUCAUUCGCGACUAUCACGUAGGGAACAUCAUCCUUAUGAAGAGGAAUGUGCAAGAUGUGAAGCAAGUCCAUCGAUUGGUGCAGAGUUUACAGCAACUCGCGAAGGAGUCUGGGCACUCUCGCCCGCUCAUGAUCGGGAUCGAUCAAGAGAACGGUCUCAUCUCUGCAUUUACUAGCUCCACUGCAGGAACCCAGUUUCCUGGUGCGAUGGCACUCGCUGCAACGGGCUCGCCAGAGAUCGCAGAGGAGUGUUCUGCAGCUACUGCCCGGGAGAUGAAGCUCGCCGGAAUUAAUUGGGCAUACAGCCCAGUCGCGGAUGUUAACUCGAACCCCAAAAACCCAGUCAUAGGGGUCAGAUCCUUCGGUGACGAUCCGGAUGAGGUGGCAAAAUAUGCUUCUGCAGUUAGUCGUGGCCUGAUGCAAGGGGGUGUCGCCCCUUGCGCGAAACACUUUCCCGGACAUGGGGAUACCCACAUAGAUUCGCAUCUUGCUCUCCCGGUGAUUGAGAAGACCGAGGAUGAGCUCAUGGAAACGGAGCUCGUACCCUUUCAUAUACUUGUCGAGUCUGGUAUUCCAACGAUCAUGACUGGUCAUAUGGCGCUUCCUCUCAUCACCGGAGACAAUACACCAUGCUCCCUCUCCACAACGAUCACGACAGAUUUGCUUAGGGAGAAGAUGGGCUAUGGUGGGGUAAUUGUGACCGACUGUCUGGAGAUGAAUGCAGUAGCUGCCUCAUAUACCCCGCAAAAGGGUGCCGUGAUGGCCCUGCAGGCCGGCGCAGAUAUUGCCAUGAUCUGCCAUACGAUGAAGGUGCAAAGGGGUGCCAUCGAGGAGACUUAUGCGGCUGUCGAAAAUGGCUCAUUAUCGCUUGAAUCCCUCCGGAAAAGUGGACAGCGGAUCGCCGCUCUGAAAUUCGCAUAUGCAGGUACUUCUUGGGCGGACGUUUUCGAACCGUUCCAUGAACAAGCCCUCGCAGACCUCCUUAUCCGGAACGCACAUCUCAGCGCUGAGUCAUAUGCUGUCUCGACAGCGUCGAUUAGAGGGACCCUUCCAGUUGUAAGGAAAGACGAUGGUCCAGUAUUGGUUAUGGCCCCAGUGAUGGAGUAUCUUGCACUGGAACAAUCUGUGGCUCGCCGCACGAACUUGCGACAUCUUCUGUAUACACCUCUGCCAGCACAUGGACGGGGGCAGCUUCCUGAUGAAAUUUCUGGUGCCCUCCGGGCAACCUCUGCAAUUAUAUUUGUUACACGCAACGCGGAUCGUAGCGGUUGGCAGGUUGAUUACUUACGAAGGCUGCUGCAAGAAAAACGGGGUGCCACCCCCAUCAUCAUUUUGGUUAGUUGUGCACCUUAUGACGUGGUGGGGGCACCGGACAUUCAGGAACCGUGUCUGGCUAGUUUCGAGUACACUCCAGCUGCGUUGGAGGCGGCUGUCGCAGUGAUCUUUGGGGAACGCGAAGCGAAGGGACAGGUACCUGUGUCGUUGUGACCUCAGGUGGAUGCAAAAGAUGGCUGCGGCUUCAGCGUAGCUUUCUUGCAUAUAUAUUUUUUGACUGCAGCAAUAUUGUUGCAGGGAGUUGGAUUUAGCUGUCAUACAUCAUAG
Messenger RNA from Pisolithus orientalis, 1831 nucleotides. Its product is annotated as glycoside hydrolase family 3 protein. Bases 101 to 1717 code for a protein of 538 amino acids. The record is from RefSeq and is a predicted model, not a curated record. Lineage: Eukaryota; Fungi; Basidiomycota; Agaricomycetes; Boletales; Pisolithaceae. Gene Ontology annotation, molecular function: hydrolase activity, hydrolyzing O-glycosyl compounds. Gene Ontology annotation, biological process: peptidoglycan turnover; carbohydrate metabolic process. The transcript has 8 exons.